This is a messenger RNA of Necator americanus (New World hookworm), 240 nucleotides long. RefSeq lists its product as uncharacterized. Bases 1 to 240 code for a protein of 79 amino acids. The record is from RefSeq and is a predicted model, not a curated record. NCBI's taxonomy places the organism in Eukaryota, Metazoa, Nematoda, Chromadorea, Rhabditida, Ancylostomatidae. The transcript has a single exon.
AUGCGGCUAAAGAAAUGCAUCCCAGGAGCAAGAGACGCGGCGAAAUGGGCAGGAAAGGUGGCGUGGGCGAGGCGUCAGCGAGACUUACCACAAGAGGAGCAACCAAGCUACCGUAGCGAUUACGACGGUGUCAAGAGAUGCUCGAUGCUAUUAUCGACGCUCAUAAGCCUCCUGGAUAGGCAGCGGGACAUCAUACUGCUACCUCUUGGUCGUUCUGUGCCCGUUGGCAGGUGCGCGUGA